UGCUGUGGUUGAUUGUGAUUCGCAAAUCGUAACCGAGUGCUAUCAUAUCAGGUGACAGUUUCAGCAAUAUUGAUGAGACAAUUUGGUUUUAUCAUGCAUCUGUAAUGCACAUUAUUGUUCGAAGACUACUACCGACACUCUACAAUUUCAUUUCGACCCUUUAUAUUUUUCACCCUUGCUUUUGAUCUCCCAUCAUAAAUCGUGUUUUCAGAGCUAUGAAUGACAACAUCACCUGCAUCGCAACUAGUUUUUGACAUCCCUGGUCAAAUUCUUGAAGUGGAUGGUCUGCCUUCUUUCACAACAAGCUGCAAUCUGUCUUUUAGUCGACGGCUCAAUUUCUUUCCAACAGUGGAGCCGCAACUCUGACCUGCACAUAAACGUUGUGGUAAUGAAUUGGCGAAACCUCCCUUUCAUCCUGCUCUUAUCAUGCCUAUUCGCCUCUUGCAUAGCCGUAGAUGACCAUGAGCAUAUAUCGAAACACCUGAAGGUGGACGGGAACGAAGACGAGGACGAAGGAGAGGCAAGUUCUCAGGUGAAAAUUCGCUACGAAAUUCAGUCAGAGCCUCCCGAGGAUCUAGACGAUGAGCUAGAUGACGCUGAGGCAGAGCAAGAGGACUUGCUGAAUUCGAUCGUCAGAAUACGAGCACUCCUACUUAGGCAGAAUGUAAAGAGCUUGGAUGAAAUGUUUAAAGCUGAUACACUUAGGAAGCUUAUGAGGUUGUUUGAUAUUCAUCCAGACGAGGGAACUAGCCCUGCCCGACUGUCUAAUAGUAGGUUCCCUGACUCCAAUGGUGAGAGUUCAACUAACGCGGAGGAGGAAGAAGAAAAUGUCAGUGCAUUCGAUAGAUGGAUUAACAGAGCACAAAACGCUAUUAAUGUCGCAAUUAGUGCUGUUAAAGAACACAAAGAACUCCAAGAAUCAUCACAAAGCGGAAGUGUUGAUUUCGACGAUGGAGUGGAUAUCGAUUCAGACAUUUUGGUGUUUCGGGAUUAUAAGCCAGAUUUAGAAAAUGCCUCGGAGGAAGAGAAAAAAGGCUACGACCUAUUCAAUGAAGCUCAUGUCCUAUUAAAAAAUCGCAAACCACCCAUGCAAGACGUGUUCAAGAUAUUGGAGGAUGCUGCAAAUUUAGGCAACAUUAAUGCAAAGUUACAGAUUGGGUGGUCAAAAUUAUUCGGUGCCCACAUGAAGCAAAAUGUGACCGAAGCCAGAAAAAUCUUUGAGGAGGUUGCAGCUCAAAAUGUUCCUUUCGCACAAAUGACGCUCGGUUUUCUUUAUGCUUCUGGUAUUGGUAUUCAAGCUGAUCAAGCAAAGGCUUUAGUCCACUAUACAUUCGCUGCUCUUGGAGGGAACACAUGGGCUCGUAUGGCCUUGGGGUAUCGCUACUGGUCUGGUGCUACAGUACAUAGCAGUUGUGAGAGGGCCUUAGAUUUUUAUCGUCUGGUGUCUAAUAAAGUGGCUAGCGAUGUCUCUCUUUCGGGUGGCCCCACAAUUCAGCGAGUUAGAUUGAUUGAAGAAGCAGAGAAUGUUGGCUAUAAUACAGGCAUGAUAGAAAAUGAUCUUGUUGAGUAUUACCAGUUGCUUGCUGAAAAAGGAGAUGUCAAAGCACAAGUUGUUCUCGGCCAGUUACACUAUCAGGGUGGCCGUGGAGUCCCACUAGACUUACAGAAAGCUGUUCACUUUUUCUCUAUGGCAGCUGAAUCAGGCAAUGCUAUCGCCCUUGCAUUUCUAGGCAAAAUUUACAUGGAAGGGAAUGGCGAUAACAUCAAGCAAGACAACUUGACAGCUUUCAUGUAUUUCAAACAAGCUGCUGAGAUGAAUAAUCCAGUUGGUCAAGCUGGCUUAGGGUUAAUGUAUCUCCAAGGACAAGGGGUCGAAAAAGACUACAGUAAGGCGCUUCAUUUCUUCACUCAGGCUGCCGAGCAAGGCUGGGUUGAUGGGCAGCUCCAAUUAGGAGUCAUGUAUUUCAAUGGCCUUGGUACUCCACGUGAUUAUGAACUGGCAAAUAAAUACUUUACUCAAGCCUCUCAGUCUGGCCAUGUUUUGGCAUUUUAUAAUCUUGCUCAGAUGCACGCAACAGGAACAGGGAUGCUCAGAUCAUGUUCCACUGCCUCAGAGCUUUUCAAAAAUGUUGCUGAACGUGGAAGAUGGGCCAAGAAGUUAAUGAUUUCUCAUACUAAAUACCGAGAGGGUCAUAUCAAUGAAGCAUUUGUUGGAUAUGCUUUCCUAUCUGAGUUAGGUUAUGAAGUUGCUCAAAGCAAUGCUGCGUUUCUGCUGGAUAGAAGGGAAGUAUCUCUAUGGCAGGAAGAACGGGAAACCUACGCUCGGGCCUUGAUGUACUGGAGCAGAGCAGCUGCUCAAGGGUAUUCAACAGCUCAGGUAAAACUCGGAGACUACUACUACUAUGGCCUAGGAACUGGAGUUGAUUAUGAAACAGCAGCUCUCCAUUACAAGCUGGCCUCCGACUCACAACAUAAUGCACAGGCCAUGUUCAACUUGGGAUACAUGCAUGAACAAGGUCUAGGAAUGAAUAAGGAUCUUCAUCUUGCCAAAAGAUGCUAUGACAUGGCAGCUGAAACCAGUCCUGAUGCCAAAAUUCCAGCCACGCUUGCACUGAUGAAACUGUCUCUAUUUUUCAGUUGGAAAUACUUACAAGAGAUCAAUUGGUUAAGUUGGCUCACGUUAGGGGUUUUCCAAAUCAACUGGUAUGAGUGGCUAUCCCUUGGACUAAAUGACAGUUUCUCUGAUUCAUCACUUUUUUUCAUGAUGGCUGCAACUGCUAUGCUGAUGUAUUACCUACGAAGAUUCCCUCCCGAUCAGAGGUAAUGUCAAAACAUCCUCAUUUUCCAGAUUUGAUUUGCAUUUCGUAUGGAGUAAACUGUUGCAUCUUCAACGUGUACUGAGAAUCAUCUCCUUGUAAGUUAUUUCCUUUUCUUUUCAACUUUUUCCAACAGUUAAUUCAUUUCAACUGUUCCAUUUUUGAAAUUGAACUGCAAGUUAAUUAAAUUUUUUUAGGAUUUCAAACCUUACUAAGAGAUGCUGGAAUCUUAAUACAACUUUUUGCUUAGGUCAGAAGCAGGGGUGCAGAAAGUGCUAAUCCUGCAGGUCGCAGGCUCUUUGCAGGAGAAGUAUGAAGGUAGCGCUACUUUUUGUGAAGAAAACUACUAUUUUUUUGAAGAGAAAAUUGCUAAGCCUUUUAUUAUCUACCAAGAAAACUGUGGAAAACACGCACUUUUAUGCAAAAAAAAUUAUGAAAUGGGCAGUCUUGAGUGGACAACACUGUGAAGGCAGCUUCAAAAUAUGUGGAGGCUGCCUCAAAAAAUGUGAAGGCAAAGAAAUUUCUGCACCCCUGGUCAGUAAGUCUUAGUGGAUUAUAGUUGUGCAGUUAACUUUUUUUAUCUUUUUUUUUUUUUAUACCAGAUUUUGGCUUUUAAUUCAACUUCUGUCACUUUUUCCUUAUUAUACCAGUAAGUUGUACCAAUUUACCAACAGUACUAUGAAGACCGAACAUACUUCAGUUUUCCCAAAAAUGUCUUUUAACAAUUUAAGUGCUAGCCUUUUAUGCUUAGCAUAAUCAAGGUAAUGAGUUUUUUUUCCUGACUUUUUUCCAUUCUACAAAACUUCCAUUAGUUGCACUCAGGUUUGCUCCAGAACAGAAAAACUCCUCUGCAUUGAAGGUUUAUUAGCUAAUUUAAGUUGCCUCAAACAGAUCUAGUUUAUGUGCUUUUAUGCUCUGGUACAAACUUUUUUGCCUAGAAAAUGGAUGAAAAUUCUCAGGAAAUUGUUCACUUUCCAGUCUGGUUUUUUUUCUUCUUCUUCCAGCACCUAACCUGUACCACAACUUGAAUUACCCUCUUUUUUCUCUGACAAAACUUAUGUUAAUUUUAGGUUUGAUCCAAAAUCUAAAGAAAGAAAUUCAAAAGAAAGUCACUUAGUCAGAAUACAUAGCUGAUUAAUAAACAAAGAAACAUAAUGAAAGUAACUGAAAAACUCGAAGGUACAUCAGUAGUCUAAACCACCGAAUACCCUCACUUUCAUCUUACAUUACACGUUGCUGAAUUUUAAUUUGCAUUUUGCAACAAAAGUAAAAUUUUCCUUUAGUUUUUCAAAUUUUCGGAUGUUUCUGUUGGUCUUCAAAAACUUCCAAAAAUGAUAUGCUCAAAGAGCUGUGUAACAUUUCUCUCCUAAAAAAUGAACUUCAUCCACUGUAUGUUUUGAAAUUGUUUCUUUUUUUUCUAUUCAACAAUAUGAUUUUUGUGCGUCAAAAAGUAAUGUAUUCUUAGGAUUAGUUUUCAAUCCAAGUUGGAAACCAUUAUACGAAACUUUUAAUUUGCAGAAAGGAUUUCAACUAACACUUUUCUCAUCAUGGGCUUAAUGCCAAAAUUUCUCAUUUCAUUUCUCUUAGAGAAAAAUCUCGAAUGAUUUUCCGAAAGAUAAUGAACAGUUAUUGAUUAAUUAGGCAUUUUCAAAGGACUGUUUUCAGAUGCUAAACAUUUUUGGUGUCAUAGCAUGUGAUAAUCUAAUUACCUAGACCUUGAGCAUUUGUGUGAGCAAAGGUCUCAUCAGCUUCUGUUUUUAAGUUUCUGUUAUUGCACUGUUACCGAAACUUUUUUUUAGUGUAAAUGAAGUACCAAAGUAAUAAAUUAUUGAUUAUCAUAAAUAUUUUCAGCAUUCAAAAGUAAAAUAACUUUUUACUUUUUACUACGCCUAAGAUUUAGCUAUUUCCCAUGUUAUAUUGUCUCUCUUUAAGCAUAGCUAUCAAUUGAUUUAUUUUUAAAUCAUCUUGUACUUCAAUUAGGGAAAUAUGUAUACUGAUGCAUAGUAAAUAUACUUUGUAAAUGUACCCUUUAAAUACCCCGGAUGAAUAAAGCCGUCCACCAAUUUGCGUAACUCCUAAACCACGGACAAGUAUACUCAUCAUGUGGCUGUGCACUUUUUUUAUCAAAUGAUGAAAUUAGACUUCUGAUGUACAUUGCCUAUCAAGGAAAGUAUGAACUAUAACUUCAGCAUAUUUUCAAAAGUGGACAGGCAUAUGGCUGAAUUGGAUGGAGACUUGAAGUGCUCUUGAGGCAUCCCUCUCUUUCAUAAGCUGAUUUGUGGGGUGUGCGCAUCAAAUCUUAAUUUGGUAUCUUAAAGGCUAAGUAAGCACCAAUUCCGAAAUAAUAAGGCUGUCUUCGUAAUACUGUCUUUUAGUAGUUGCCGUUUGGUUUGCAAAAUUUUGAAGAGCAGGAAAUGUCAUAAGUUCUUAUUUAAACCAUGUCUGACGUUCCAUUUUUCCCGAUUUGAGUCCGCAUUUGUCACUAUAAUUUUGUACAAACAAUGAAAGAUACUUGUCCUUAAAUGGUGAUCUCUUAUUAUGUAGUUUUUAGUUUUGUGCCUCUCUUGUUCCUUGAAAUUUGUUUUCUUGGAAUUAUCUCACAGCAGGGUAAAGAGGCAUCAGUUUUGUGAGAGGCUUUCUCGGUUACGAAUCAUUGGAAUUCAAUGUAACUCUGAUAGUAUCAAGAGCGUGUAUUGUAUAGCUCUUGUACCAAAAAGAAUUUAAUGUUAUAUUUUACUAGUGAGUAAGAGAUUUCUGGAAUUGUGACCUUCAUUUACAAUUUAGUCUUGAAAUUUUUUAUUCUAACAUUUCCUCUCAAGUUCAAAAAUAUGUACAGUUGAAACUUCAUCAUCCUUUUAAAUACGACAAAAGCAGUGAUAGAUAACAAAAGCGUUGAAUAAUGUGAAGAUAGCUCUUUAACUUGUCUUCAAACAUACUGGAUGCACGGUAUUUGUAUACGUUUUGUUUUUCCAUUUAAGAUUUGUAGUCAAAGGUCUUGUCCAUGGCAGUGCUGCAUUUACUGUAUUGAUUCCUCUGAAUAUAAUGUUCAUGUUUUUCACUUAUUCUAGUAUAUUGAUGACUAAGUGUAAAACAUGCAUUUAUCUCAAUUGAAACGUGUCAAAAUCCCUAAUUAUGUUUUAUUUUGUCUAAGAAAAAUUAAUGAAAAUGUUUCCUUGCAAUUUUAUGGGGUUUUCUUUUAGAUUAAUGGAAGAAAACUUUCAAAAAAUUCCAAUAGAAACUUUUUGUUAUCACAAAAACAACAUAAAACAAUCUGAAGCACGCAUUUGACCCCAUUGAUCUAAUACAAUAAAAUUGUAACUCUUCAAAAAUGUAGGAUAGUAAUGCUGAUAUCAUUCAAUCAAGUGUCAAAUAACAAUUGAGUUUCAGUUGAAUUUAAAUUCAGAUAGUGCCAAACAUCUUCUGACAGCUUAGGUAUGCGGCAGUGGUAGAAUUAUUUUUUGGAAACCUACUAAUAUUUUUCACUUCAUGCUUUGCGUUUUCUUAAAACCGAUUAAAAACAAUGCCAUUGGAUUAUUCCAAAGAAAUCUUAAGAGUGAGAAUAAAUUUUAAAAUAUGGGGUAUUCAAUAUUUUCGUUCAUCUCCUGUUAAAAUAAUGACCCUCUUAGGUUUAGGUUUUACACUCAUAGGUUUCAACCCUUAUUGUGCAAAUCAUUCUAUGUUCAACUUGCGUACUUUGUAACGUAUUCAUUCAGUUUUAUGAUACGUACCUAUGACUGUGCAUCAAUCUAGUUUUUGUGUCUUAUUAGUAUUAACAUAUCCGCAAUGCCUUUGUGUUGAUGAUAGUUCCAAAAAUUAUGUAUUAUCACAUCGAGAUCUAGUGCAUUUAAGUUGUUGCUCAUGAAAACCCUGGGCUCUCUAUCUCUGAACAUAUUCAGAUCUAGAUAUUUAGAAGUUAAUACGAUGAGUUGGACCCUAUUGUGCGAUAAGGAACUACCAUUUUUGGCUCAUCUGUAAGAGCUUUCAUCAACCAUUGGAAACUGAUGGCACUCGCAUUGUUUCUAAAAUGAGUCAGAAACAGUUCUUCCUUAUUGCAAAAGGAAGUCCAUUUAGAAACUUGAAAUUUCUUAAAAGUCGAUUGUGUAAAUAUUUUUAAUUGAACAAUGAUGUCUGUAAUAACAUCAAACGCCAGGUUACCAAGAUAAAGUUAAAAUAUUUUGACUUCAAUAAUACAAUUUUUUGAAAAUAAGUAUUCAACCUAUUACCAUUAAACCAGGCAAAAUUCAACUCGUGAAAAAUUAUUUUAAAUUUACAACAGUCAAUUUUUAUUCUGCAAGGAUGGAUAGUUUUGAAUGUUCUUCUCGUCCUCUACUGAAUUUUUUUAAGCUCUCAAAAUUUCCUUCAACACACGCAGUUCAAGCCUUAGAGUAACUGAAUCACUGAGGUACAAAUUAGGUAGAAAAAUUUGGAAGUAUAGAUGCAAAAUUGUUCCAAUUAACAAGAUGGGUUCUGCCAGUUACAACGAUUUUCGAGUUGUAAUGGUCUAAUUGUAAGUGUUAAGUUUGAAAAGGCUGGGAACAUAUUCUUUUGUGUAAUAAUUUUCAUUAGAUGUUACAACCUUAGAUGUUCAAUGAGACUUUACUUACAUUUUCUCCUCUCCUAUCAUGGCGAUAAUUGUAAUUGAGUUAUUCGGUAUCAAAAAUUCUAAUUUAUGUAAAUAAAUGAUUAUUUACAGUGACCAAAAUUUCUUAGCCACCAAAUUACUAAAGGAAAUCGUUUUUAGCCCAGCCAGAAUCUAGAAGAGAAAGAGAGAGAUAAUUGAAAGAGAAUAUAUAUAGAAAUUCGUUAGCCAGCAUAAAAGAAUGAAAUUGCAACAAAUCUUCUUUAGUGAAAAAGAUUUCAAGAAAUAAUUUGAUUAAAAUUAUUACAUAAGAGGUUGCCGCAUCAUUGGUUGUUAAGAUCUACAUAUUUUGUAUUGUAGAUUUACUAGGUGUUUUCAUAACUUUACAAUUUCUUUAAUUUAAGUCAUCCUCUUUCCCUACUUGAUGUGUCACUUGAUUUCUUCCUAGAAUCAAUCAUUAAUCAAAAUAUUAUUCAGAGUGUUGGUGAUUUAGCAAAUGCUUGUCAAAUUGUCUUACUAAAUUGAUAUUCUUAAUAUAGAGAGAAAACACUCAUCUGAGUACAAAUUUACUCUCAAGCAAGUUGUACUGUUUGGUUCUACACUAGUUACAACCAGUCAGGGAGGCAACUAAAAACUUGUUUCAGGUCUAUUUAGACCCAUCAUUAGUGCAGUGCAGCCUUUCGAUUUUCUGCUUCCAAGCUCGGAAAGGUCGUGUAAGCCAGUCCGAGGUUCAGGCAUGCAGUCAAAAUCAUGAGGCUGUACUGCACUGAUGAUGUGCUCAAUGAGACCCAAAAUGCUUUUACAGUUGCCUCUCUGACUGGUUGUAACCAGUGUUGCACCAAACAGCAGAACUCUUAUGAGAGAAAAUUUGUGCUUUGAUGAGCUUUCUCUCUCUACAAUUAGAAUGUCAGUUUUACACUGAAAUUCAACAUGAGUCGGCAAAAUCACCAACACUCUGUCUAAAUGAAACGUGCAUCAAAGCGGAAUCAGUUUGUAGUAAAAUAUUAAUAUUUUUACAUCAGUGAUCGUAAUACUAGAAUUAAGCACCAAAGUUGAUACACAUCAUGUACAUGUAUUUUGAAAAUCACCAGCUCAUCAGUAGUUAAACCACAUUAAAUUGUAUCUUGAUUUGGUUUAUCAAAUUUUUGCUCCUGUAACAAUUUUCAGAGCAAUCUAACCUGAAUUUACUGUCUAGACUUUUGAAAAUAUUUAAUACAGCAAAGAAAAAUCACAAACUUAUUCAAGAAAUGGUCUUGAAUAAGGUUUCAUUUAUUAAAUGAAGUAGUUUCUCAUAAGAAAUUUCCACAAUUACAUAACAUUAUACGGAGUUUCCUAAUUUCACUGUCGAUUGGCAUUAAAUGCCUUGCUCUGAUAUCUGGCAUCCAAUAAUUUUCUAACUGUGAUAUACGAUAUAGUCUAGCUGAUUCUCAAACUCUGUUCAGUUUUGGAAGAAUUCGUUUGAACUUUGUUAAAGUGUGUUGUUUCUGUAAACGAAUAUUAUUCUUGUUUUAUUUUGAAAAAUAAUGUUGUAAUAAAGAAUGUGAUAAAAAAAGA
Bemisia tabaci is the source of this 8949-nucleotide messenger RNA. Lineage: Eukaryota; Metazoa; Arthropoda; Insecta; Hemiptera; Aleyrodidae. The record is from RefSeq and is a predicted model, not a curated record.